AUGCCACCCGCUUUGAAGUGAGCCUGAAAUGCCCUAACGAAUCCACAAGCCAGCUUUCAUACUACACGUUUCUAACACUUACAGAGGUGAAACUAAAGAGUGCCUACAACGCUUCUAGCAAUGAAACCAUUUGGCUUCCAACUGGUAGUGAUGGCAGUAAAGGGGUCAUUGAGGCUCUGUGUCCGUCGAAUGAAGAUCUGGUGUAUUCUGUUAUAGAGAAUAUGGACCCUGGAGUUAUAGACGUCUUUGGGGAUCACAGACUAGCGUCUGAUUUUGUGGAAUUGAUGAUUUCUGAAUCUGAUGAAUACCUUAACCUGAACGCCACAUCUGGAGAACUACUGCAGCAAAAGUCCUACGAUCGUGAAACGAAAGAGCUACACAAGCUGAAGUUGCUGUGUAUAGUGAAGGUUGAAGGUCAGCCUGACGUCAUCACGCCUCGAACCCUGAAGCUUCAAGUCGUGGAUGUUAACGACAACCCACCCUUCACCAACAUGGCCCAUCCGACCCAGGUGUCCAAUUACACAGCUGGCACA
Messenger RNA from Candidula unifasciata, 533 nucleotides. The record is from the annotation of a GenBank genome assembly. Lineage: Eukaryota; Metazoa; Mollusca; Gastropoda; Stylommatophora; Geomitridae.